AUGACGGGCCCUGCCUCUCCCCAGGCCGAAGGUCCCACGUUUGCUCCUCCUCCGCUGCCUGCGGGUUGGAUUGCGCAGUGGGAUGGCACGAGUAAGAAAUACUACUACGUUCAGCUUUCGACUGGUGUUUCGCAAUGGGAUGUCCCUACCGAGCCCGCCAAGACGGGCAACACUCCCGCUCCCCAGGCCGAACAUGUCUUCGGUACCCCCAAGCCUCCGGAGCUCAUCACACAUCCCGAUGGAUCGCAGACUGUGCGCCAUCCGGAUGGCACCAUGGAACCAAUCAUGCCCGAUGGCUCCCGCGGUGUAGAUGGUCCUUCUGGAGAACGUGGUCUUGGAAGCAUGGCUAUGAACGCUUUGCUUGGCGGAAAGAACUCCGGCCAUGGUGGUAGCAGCGGAGGCCAUGGCUCUAGUCCAUUGGGUAACCUCGGUGGUCUCGCAAGCCAGUUCCUUGGCGGCGGCCAUGGUGGCAGUGGUGGCGGUAGUGGAGGAAACAAACCUUCAGGCGCAGGCAAACUCGUUGGGCAGCUGGCUUCAAGCUUCAUGCACUCAGCUUCUCAGGAGAAGCCUCCUGCUCCGCAGAGCUACCAUGGCGGCUCCAACCAGAACUCACAGCAGCAGCAGCACCAGGGAGGUCUCGCUGGUCAACUUAUGGGAGGUGUAGCAACCAUGUUUGGUGGCAAGACAGGCAACAGUGGACAAAACUCGAACUUUGGCUACCACUCUGGGCAGCAGCAACAGCAACAACAGGGUGGUGGGGCAUACUCCGGCGAAGCCCCAACCUACAAACCUACAGGCUCAGCUCCUUCGGCCCCUUCAGCACCACCUGCUACCGGAGCGCAUUCCUACAGCUCGCCUUCGCCUAGCCAUCAUCAGCAACAAGGUUCGAGCCAGUAUGGCUCGCAACAGCAGCCUGGCUCGCAACAGCAGCCUGGCUCUCACCAGCCCUACAAAGCGCACCAACAGCAACCCAGCGGUAGCCCACAGUACGGGAACCAGCAACACCCAGCUUCGAGCCAGCAGUACGGUGCGCAUCAGCAGCAGCCAGGCCAGAACCCUCAGUAUGGAGCCCACCAGCAGCAACCCGGUUCGCACCAGCAGUAUGGUGGUAACUCUUCGUUCCCCGGAAGCCCCCACGGUUCGCAGCACAACUCGUUCCCUCCUCCGCCUGCCGGAGGUCCUCAGCAUGGGCAGCAGGGACAGCAGGGCCAACAAUACUUCCCCCCUCCUCCUGGGCAGCAACCACAGCAUCAGUCGUCCGGCCAGGGCUACCCUGAUACUCAAUCCCACGGCGGCCAGUUUGGUGGCCCACCUGAUCAACAUGCUCAGCAGGCGCAAGGAUAUAGUGCACCACCGGCUUCAGGCUCUCAGAACUUCCCGCCACCUCCACCAGGAGGACCUCCUGGAGGAUACAACUCUUCCUACAAUGGAGGACAGGGAAACCAGCAGUCUUAUGGUGGUCAGUCGCAAUACAGCAGCGGUGCCCCUCCUGUGCCUCAUGGCUCCCACCCUCAACAAUACGGAGGAGCCUACUAA
Molecule: messenger RNA, 1536 nt
Organism: Fusarium sp. VM40
Lineage: Eukaryota; Fungi; Ascomycota; Sordariomycetes; Hypocreales; Nectriaceae
Source: the annotation of a GenBank genome assembly